Nerophis lumbriciformis (worm pipefish) is the source of this 3201-nucleotide messenger RNA. The record is from RefSeq and is a predicted model, not a curated record. Lineage: Eukaryota; Metazoa; Chordata; Actinopteri; Syngnathiformes; Syngnathidae.
AUGGCAUUGGAAUUCUUGGAGACAGAUGGCCCUCGAUCAUCCAUGCCGGAUGAGCUCCAUCAUCCCUUCUCCAAGUACACUCAGUGGAAGUUUAAACUGUUUAGAGUGAAAUCUUUGGAGAAGGCGCCUGUGUCCGUGGAGACACCGCUUGAGAAGGAAACAGCGUCAGGCAUAUCUGACCCAAACCUGUGUUCAGCUCCAAAUAAAGAGUUAGAUAACAAUAACAGUACAGGUAGUCCUAUGACAUUGUGCCUUCAUGUGAAAAGUAAAGACAUCGUUGAACCACCUGAUCAGAGCAUGGAUAUAAAGGCAACAGAAAUUGACAAACAUAUAAACCAUCUCAGAUGUCUUUGUCGUCUUUGUGGAAUCCUGCUGAGGAAAAUACCUGGCCCAAUCCACGAUGUUCAUGCAGUUUUGGAUAAUGAAAGCAAGAAUUCCCUCCGAAAAAUGGGUUGUACAUCAACAAAAUGGCCGGAAGUCAUCCGUAAAGUUUUUCAAGUGGAUGUGUCACAAGAUAUGGAAUCUGUCCACCCGCUUUCCUUUUGCCAUCGUUGCUGGAUGACUGCCAUACGGGGAGGAGGCAUUUGCAAUUUUUCAGGGAAAAAAGUCCAUGAGUGGAAACCUCAUGGUGCCCUCUGCCCCUUAUGCUCACCCAAAAAACAAUUAUUCCACAAGAUUGGCAGAAAGAGGAGAAUCACCACCCCCAGAGCCCAAAGUUUAGUAAAAAGAACCAGAUUGGACCAAAAAUACAAUACUGUCAAUAAUGAAAGUCAAAGUCCAAGACCAUUUGGGGACCAUCUUCAUGGCCCUGUUGUUAAGAUAUGGAAUCCAAGUGUCCAUAGAGAAUACUGGGUGAGGACCAUCACACACUGUCAAAAAGAACACCUGAGUAGCACGCUUGUGUGUGAGAAUUUCCCUGUUGACUUCCUCUGUUCUUUCACUUGCAUGGUUUGUGACCAUCUGCUCUCAGACCCAGUUCAAGCCUCCUGCGGGCACCUCUUCUGCCACAACUGCAUUAUGAAAUACAAACACUUUAUAGGGCCUCAUUGUCCUGCCUGCAACUUACCCUGUUCCAGCAAUGACCUCAUUCCUCCUGCCAAAACUUUUUUGUUAGUCCUGCAUUCUCUGCUUUUGCGCUGCCCAAGAGAUGGCUGUGGUCAGCAUGUAAGAUUAAACUCAUUUAAAGCUCACUGUAUGAGUCACGAUGCGGAAGAGCAGGAUGCAAGACAGCAAUCGUCCCGUCUUGACAACUACCUGAUAACCAAUAAAGGAGGAAGGCCCCGCCAACACUUGCUAUCCCUCACGCGUCGUGCCCAGAAGCAUCGACUGAGGGAGUUGAAGAACCAGGUGAAGGCGUUUGCAGAUAAAGAGGAAGGUGGAGACUUAAAAUCUGUGUGUCUGACACUGUAUCUGCUGGCAUUGAGAUCUGCAAAUGAACACCGGAUGGCAGAUGAGCUGGAGGUCACAAUGCAGGGCAGAGGCUUUGCUUUGCAUCCUGCUGUGUGUUUGGCCAUUCGGGUCAACACUUUCCUGAGCUGCAGCCAGUAUCACAAAGUUUACCGGACUGUCAAAGCCACCAGUGGCCGCCAGAUUUUUCAGCCUUUACAUGCUCUCCGAGCUGCAGAGAAAGAGCUGCUCCCUGGAUUUCACCAGUUUGAAUGGCAGCCAGCUCUCAAGAAUGUGUCUACAUCUUGUAAUGUUGGCAUCAUCAAUGGGCUCUCUGGAUGGGCCUCCUCUGUGGAUGACUCACCAACUGACACAAUCACACGCCGAUUCCGCUAUGAUGUGGCUCUGGUGUCAGCAAUAAAGGAUCUGGAGGAGGACAUUGUGGAGGGGCUGAGAGAAAGGGGGGUUGAAGACAGUGCCUGUACCCUAGGCUUCAGCGUUAUGAUCAAAGAAUCAUGUGACGGCAUGGGAGAUGUUGGUGAAAAGCAUGGAGGAGGACCAGUUGUUCCUGAGAAAGCAGUUCGCUUCUCUUUCACCGUUAUGUCUAUUUCUGUGUUGCUUAGUAAAGAUGAUGAGGUUACAAUUUUCACAGAGUCAAAGCCAAACUCAGAAUUGUCCUGUAAGCCCCUCUGCCUGAUGUUUGUGGAUGAAGCGGACCACGAGACACUCACAGCUGUCCUGGCGCCCUUGGUUGCAGAGCGCAAUGCAAUGAAAAAGAGUAGGCUCAUAUUGUCCGUAGCUGGGCUCCCUCGAUCUUUCCGCUUCCAGUUCAGAGGAUCAGGAUAUGAUGAAAAGAUGGUACGUGAAUUAGAGGGUUUAGAAGCCUCUGGAUCCACUUAUGUCUGCACACUGUGUGACUCCAGUCGAGCGGAGGCCUCAAAAAAUAUUGUGCUCCACUCCAUCACUCGCAGCCAUGAGGAGAAUCUGGCACGUUAUGAGAUCUGGCGAACCAACCCAUUUUCCGAACCUAUAGAGGAACUGCGGGAUAGGGUCAAAGGGGUCUCUGCCAAGCCCUUCAUGGAGACCCAAUCCACACUGGAUGCUUUACACUGUGACAUUGGCAAUGCCACCGAGUUCUACAAAAUUUUCCAGGAUGAAAUAGGGGAGGUUUACAAAAAGGAAAAUCCCAGCCGUGAGGAGCGGCGCAGCUGGCGGGCAGCCCUGGAUAAAGAACUGAGGCAGAAGCUGAAGCUCAAACCUGUGAUGAGGAUGAAUGGCAACUAUGCCCGCAAGCUAAUGACCCUUGAGGCUGUGCAAGUGGUGUGUGGGCUGGUUCCCUCAGAGGAGAGGAGGGAGGCCCUUAGGGAGCUGAUGAGGCUGUACCUCCAGAUGAAGCCUGUAUGGCGCUCCACCUGCCCAGACAAGGAAUGUCCUGAUCAGCUCUGCCGCUACACUUUUAACUCCCAGAGUUUUGCUGACCUAAUUUCCACUACCUUCAAAUACAGGUAUAAUGGUAAAAUAACCAAUUACCUGCACAAAACCCUGGCCCAUGUCCCUGAAAUAAUAGAGAGAGAUGGAUCUAUUGGUGCUUGGGCUAGUGAGGGAAAUGAGUCUGCAAACAAACUGUUCAGGCGCUUCCGUAAGAUGAAUGCACGUCAGUCAAAAGCAUUUGAGCUUGAGGAUGUUUUGAAACAUCACUGGCUCUACACAUCAAAGUACUUGCAGAAGUUUAUGGAGGUCCACAAGGACUCCGCAAAAGUCCUGCAAGGAACCAGUGACCCAGUCGAAAUCCAGGACAUUGAGAGUAUGUACUAG